Molecule: messenger RNA, 14109 nt
Organism: Podarcis lilfordi (Lilford's wall lizard)
Lineage: Eukaryota; Metazoa; Chordata; Lepidosauria; Squamata; Lacertidae
Source: the annotation of a GenBank genome assembly
AUGGCCCUCGGCGGCCUCGCCUCGGCCAAUGGGCGGCUCGUGCGUAGGCAAGAGGGAAAAGGUCAGGGCAGGUAUGGAGAUGGCGGCGCUAACGGAGGUUGCCGGGCAGAUAAAACCGUGUCCGUGAGGGAAAGGAAGGCGAGAUGGUUUGCGCCUCGCACUGCGGCUGAGCCUCCCUCGCGACAGCAGCAGCCGCCGCCGCCUCUUCCGCCGCCGCCGCCUCUCCUUUUCCCGCGUCCGGUUCCCUCGCGCCGUCCUCCGCCCAGACCAAUGAGCGUCGCGCACGAGCUGCUGUGGCGCCUGCUGCACCUCCUCCUCCACGUCCAGCGCGCGCUCUUCGCCUGGUUCCGAGGCUGGUUCGGAGGUCGCGGCUCGUGGCUCAGCCGUUGGCGGCGGCGCGCGGCUUCGGCCGCGGCCGCCGUCGCCUCGCGGGCUCUCCUGGCCCCGGCGGCGGUGGGCACGGGGGCUUUCGCCUACCACAGGCCGGCGGCGGCAGGGCGGAAGGUGGUCGGAGGAGGAGGCGGCGGCGGCCGGUGGCGCAAGGACGGGAAGUCUCUGCAGAAGCUGCCGGGCCACGUCGGGCUGGUGGUGGUCGAGGAGGAGCAGAGCUACGCGGACAUGGCCAGCCUGGUGGUGUGGUGCAUGGCGGUGGGCAUCUCCUAUGUCACCGUCUACGACCAAGAAGGUGAGUUGCCCUCGGAGCCGCCUUGUCCGCUUGUCCUUUCCCUAAACCCCUUUCGAUUUUCUUCUCCCAUCCCAUGCGGAGGACGUGACCUUGCCCUUGCUCGGUUCAGAAACGUUUGCUCUAAGUUAACAGUUUACUAUAAAUAAAGGCAACCCGCGCAUGCCGGGAGGCAACUUCCACGGAAGUCGCAUGUGCCUCCUCUGAGAACACAAGUGUAGGGUGUGUUGGUGGCAUCUGAAAGGGGUGACAGAUGGGCAAUGGGGUGGGGGUUAAGGAUACAAAGACCUCUGUUGAACGGGGCUUAUUGCCAGGUAACUGCACACAAUUGCACCUUUGUUGCUGCAAAGGAUUUGAGGAAUGCCCCUUGCUUCGUCAGAUGUGCUGCCAUAACAGUUAAAGUGCCACAAACAAGGCAGCUCAGAGUAGACCCGCUGAAAUGAAUGAAGGUGAGUUUGUCUUGAUAAAUUUUCAGUCCAAGGAUUUCAAUGACUCUGUGUAUUAGUCAAAUGCAACACCCUGUUUCUGGUUGCCAGGACGUUGUCUCUCCCCUUCAUUGCAGUCCUGUGCACAUUUACUCUUGUGUUCAGUAUGCUUGGGAGUAAACCUCUUAUAAACACAGUGGCAUGUUGUUUUGAAUAUACAUGCAUAGGCUUGGGCUGUUGAUCCCUUACCUGGACUGCAUCUCUGCCUGAGGUUGAACAAUCCCUUGCUCCUCUUCUAUAGGUCCAAAUUUGGAGCUGUGGAAGAGGUAGGUGAUUCCCAGGAACUGUGUUAGGCAUCAGAUGAUCUCAGAAGCCCAGUGUAAUUGCUGGAAUCAUACCACCACUGUUUCUAAUUCUAGGUUUGGGGCUGGGAAAGGGAGAGCAAGGGCUAGGUAGCUGCAUCAACACCCUUGCUACCCAAACAAGUCCCAGACUUUCUCUGUAGAGCAAAAGGCUGGGGCUUAUUUAUGCAGUGGGUGGAAGUGUAGCUCAAAGUGCCACCACUUUUCACUUUUCAAGGCUGGGACUUGACUGGAUGGAGGAGAUACACGGAGUGCCACAGCUGUCAACCACCUGUCUCCAGCCUUUUCCAGAUGCAGCUGGAGGGAAAGGCUGAGGCUCAUUUUGCAGUGGUGAAUAGACACUUCUUGGACCACCCACUGUGCAAACAGCCAGCUCCGAAUGUGGAGCUGGAGAGGUGGGUGACAAUUUUCCCCAUAUCCCAACACAAGAGAGGGAUGUCUUUGUUCCUCUCAACCAGGAAGGAAGCAGGUGGGUUUCUGCUUCUCACUCUUGCCAGAGAGCAAUGUAUCACUUGCCAUGACAAGGGGGCAGAAUUGUUAAAGGAUGAUCAAUGUACAUGAAAGUUUUUUAACAUUAAACAAUAAAAUUCAAACUAAUUCAUAAGAAAAUACAAAACACAACUGUACAGAGAAAAAAGAAUAGAGAAAGAAUAACUAAAAGACCCUUUAUCACAUUUAUAUUGUGCAUAUCUUAUCAUUUAUCCACACAUAGAAAGGCAGACUCCCGCAGCGGUUCUCAACCUGUGGGUCCCCAGAUGUUGUUGGACUACAACUCCCAUCAUCCCUGAGCUCUGGCCUUGCUAGCUAGGGGUGAUGGGAGUUGUAGUUCAACAUCUGGGGACCCACAGGUUGAGAAAGUCUGCCCCAAGAUCUCACCUGGGUACAUGUAUCAAAGUCAUUUAAUUGAAAACCAGUGCUGCUUUCUUACCCCUCCCUAUUUCCUGUCUAACAAAAUGAUAGAAGGUAUUCCUCUCUAUCUGAACCCCAUCUCUGACCAAUAAGGAACAGUACAAAUCAGUUCUAUUUUCUGACCAGAUCCUAUCAUGCAAACUGUGUUUGUGAUGUAGUUAGGUUGCAGGGAAAUGGGAAAUAGUGGUGGUAGUUUAAGGUUUCAACCAAGAGCAUUAGUCUGUAGCCUCAAAAGAGAGAAAUAUUUGAUGCUGUAUUAUAUUUAGAAGACAUUUUUUCUGCCUUGAAGAAUCAAGCCCGAAGCAGCAGCAAAUGAUGCAACUAUGUGUAGGUUUAAUUUAAUUUGUUAAUAAGUACAAGCAUGUUAUUUAAAUUUCAUAUGACUACUUAGUCUCAGAUUCACAUGCUGAUGGUUGUCAUACUUUGAAGUGAAUCACUUAAGCUUUUUUUCCAUCUUGCAUACAUUAACAGCAACAACAUAAGCACAAUUGAUUUUAUGAUACUACACAGGGGCAUAUGUAUUCAGAUAUUUAGCUGCAUUCAAAAAGUUACUUUUUUAAAAAAAUCAAGCUUUCAACAAACUGUAGUUGAAACUGGUUUUGGAAACAGACCAAUUAAGAAUAAAAAGUCACAAUUCAAUUCCAUACAUCCGUAUUCUGUUUAUAGCUAAUAUUUCAUAUGACAAACAAUACUAUGCAGCAGACACGUUUUCUCUUUUUGGAAUAUUUGGAAUAGGAAUUCUAUCUAGUACCCAUGGGGUAGGAAAUCUUUUAGAGGUCAAGUUCUGAAACUGUCAGCAUUUGGGCCUCUUUUGUAAGCUUAGAAGAUAGUUUUUGGCUGCUGCUGCUGCAAUGGUGGUGAUGGGUUAUAAUAAUCUCCCCCAAUCUCAUACUCAUCAAAUGUUUGGGACCCAUGGACAAUGGUUAGGGACGUUGGGUGUUAUAAUCUAAAACAUCAGGAGGGAAUCCAGCUGGAGAAGGCUGGGACAUAGCAUUGAUUCAUGGACAUCUGUUGCUAGAAUUCUAAAGUCAUCUUUAGUCACAGUAUGCUUGAAAAAGCAAACAACUCUUGUGUUACAUUGAACCUUUAUUUUGAGAGUAACUAUAUAAAAUGUGUAAUCAUGUUAGCAGGCUAUAGGGUAGGAGAGAUUGGAACGGUUCACUUUGUCAGCUGACAUUGCCUCCAACGGCAUUGGAGAGGCCUUGUUUCAUUCUUGUGAAAGCUAAAAGCAGACUGCUUGGUGCAAGGGAACCAAAAGAUCCUCUUUCACAUAAAUGGUGCUUCCACUGAGGCUGUGCUUCUGCCACUGCAUCCAAAUGUAUUUGUCAAGUGCUUACUUCAAUAAUGUUCUUUUUUACAAAGCACUGGGGAGAGGUGUUUUGAUUUUUCUAAUAAAUCAGAAGUGAACUCUGUGUUUAAGAUCUAAACUACAGAAAACUAAAUAAAUAGAUUGAACAAAUGUGGUAUGAGCCAAUCCCUCAUUAGCUCCUACAUUCCCAAGGCGUCAUCUUACAGGUUAGCUGUACAGGUUAUCCCGAGUAGUUGUUUCUAGGUCCUUUCUUCUUCAGUGCCUUAGAUACACGAGCAUGGAGUGUUCGAUACAACUAUUAAAGGCAUGUGAAGAGGCAAGAUACAGCAACUAUUAAAAAACAAUUUAAAAUGAGCACAGUUUUUUGGACGUGAUGUAGUUGUUCCACUUCACAGGAUCUCUUUCCCAGCUCCCCAGGCUGAAACAGCUACCAUAUCUCAAAUGGAAGGAAGAAUGGAGCAUUACUGAGAAGAAAUAUGUUUCAAUGUAUUUUCUAAAUUAUUUAUGUCAUUUGAAACUAUACUUCUAAUCUUAUUUUCACUCAAUUUGACAAUAUCUGUGUGAAUGAAGUACAUAAACUUUUUGUUUUUUGAGAAUGUUUUAAUAGGAACAGCCUACAGGGUGAAGGUGAUGGCGAAUAGCAACUUGAUACAUACUUGCAUUCUAACAAUUUGUUGUUGUUGUUGUUACUAAUUACCUUUUCUGCAACCUGAGGUCCGAGGAGAGUUACAAUAUUAAAACACAAUAUUUAAAACAAAACAAAACACAAUACUGUAUUAAAACAUUUCAAAACAGCCUACAGUCACAGAAACAAGGUGGAUCCUAAAAAUGUAUAUGUCAAGUGUCAAAAGCCAGAAUUAAGAAAGCUGCAUCUUCAGAAUUUGUUGGAAGUUGUAUAGUAAAGGUGCCAGAUGCAACCUGGGGACUGUCACAAAGAAUGCCAUCUCCCAGUCCACCACCCCUCAAACUUCUAAGGGUGGAGGAACUACUAAAAGUGCCCCCUCUGCUGAUCUUAGCAGUCAAAAGGAUCUGUAGGAAAUGAGACAGUUUUCAGAUAUCUAGGCCCUGCAUGUUUAGAACUUUAAACACUAAUGUAAGUACCUUGUUUGGGCUGGAAAGGAACUGUUAACCAGUGCAGGUGUUUCAGAACUGGGGCUAUAGGAGAUCUAAAUGAAACCCCAGCCAGUAAUGUGGAUGCUGCAUUUUGGAUCAACUGAAGUUUCCAAGUAAUCUUUUAAGGGCAGCUGCAUGUAGAGCACAUUGCAGUAAUCUAUUCUGGAAGUUACCAGGACAUAGAGUGCAGUGGCUGAGUCAUCUCUGUCCAAAAGGGGAUGUAGCUAGUGAACUAGCCAUAGCUGAAAAAAGGCAUUCCUAGCCACCGAGGCCAUCUGAGCCUCUGGGGCAGUGCUGAAUCAAGGAACACCCUUAGGCUGCAGAUAUGCUACAUCCCAGGGGGUGCAACCUUAUCCAGGGCAGGCUGCCGCCUUAUCUUCUGGAUAUGGGAACUUGGAACACAUAACACCCUCAGUUUUCAGGAUUCAGCUUCAGUUAUGCAUGCUGGUUAGGAAAAUCCAGACCUGUGGACAGGUGCUCUAGAUAUGUCCAGUUUUAAAUUUUUGUAUGUCUCUAAACACAUGUCUUCUUAGGUGGAAUUAAAUUCCAUAAAGAGAGACUGACUAGUACACAUAGGGAUUCCUCAAUUUCAAAUGUCUUUUAUGUAUAAAUUAGAAGCUUGACUAUCAAGAGCAAGGUGGAAACAGAACUUCAGACAGAUCCAGAAGCUAUACAGUGGUACCUCUGGUUAAGAACUUAAUUCGUUCUGGAGGUCCAUUUUUAACCUGAAACUGUUCUUAACUGAAGGUACCACUUUAGCUAAUGGGGCCUCCCGCGCCGCCGCUGUGCGAUUUCUGUUCUCAUCCUGAAGCAAAGUUCUUAACCCAAGGUACAAUUUCUGGCUUAGUGGAGUCUGUAACCUGAAGCAUCUGUAACCCAAGGUACCACUGUACUAGCAGAAAUGAGAAGCCUUAUAAAAUAGCUUAUGUGUUGAAAAAAAUAAUGUUCCUAUUUAAUUAUAGGAUGGUAAAUGCAUAAUAAUACUAUUGUGAUUUUUUCUUAAAUAUUCAUGAACUAAUCAACUUUUAAAACUGAUUAUUAAAAAGACUGCUUACUUUUUAAAAAGAUGCAAUUAACUUUCGUAAGAAAUACACAUUAAAAUGAAACAUAAUUGUAUGUAACAGAACUACAGUUGUAUUAAAUACAUUAAUCUAAGCCUCAACAUGUCACAAUUCUAAAUUUUUUAUACAACUCAGAUUUUAAAGACGCCAAUACUGAGAUAGGCUUUAAUGGAUGACUAAUAACAAUUUAGGGAAUGUUAUCUUCUGUGAAAGUAACUUUGACCUAUUUGUAUGGGCUGAACAAAAGUUCUGUAGGCUUUAAUGGAUAGCACUCCCACACAGCAAGGCUUCUACAAGAUGAUUUAUAAUUGAAAACCUGUUGGACACUUCUCUGCCUAAUGCAGAAAAGGCAAUUAGUUUAUUCUGCUGAAAGCAUAACAACUCUUUAUUUCCAGGCAAAUACCUGGUACAAAAAUAUAUAAACCAUUUUCAUAUUAACUUUAUAUCUUAGGCCCCUAGAGAUCAAAGGAACAUUUCUGUAAUGCUAGCCCUAAGAAGGGGUAGGAAUUGUUUCAAGAAAAUAAUUUGAGUACUAAAAAUUUUAAAGAAACUUAAAACUAAAAAAAUUGCUGGAACCAAUAUAAAGGAAGAAACAUAAAUUAUAUGCUUGCUAAACUUUUUUUUUUUUGAGGGGGGGGCUAAUAAAGUUGACAAACAACUGCACAUAAAGAAAAUUUGGUGCCUCCAGUUUUCAGAAAGCUAAGAAAUAUUAACUCUAAUAGUAAUGAAUAGCCCUGUGUCAUGAAGUUUUUAAUAUCUGAUGUUUCAUUGUGCUUUUUAUAUUCUGUUGGAAACUGCCCAGAGUGGCUGUGGCAACCCAGUUACGUAGAUGGGUAGGGUACAAGUAAAUAACAAUAACAAUAAUAACAGCAGCUCGUGAGGCACUCAAACCAGAAAAGCUGCACCUGGCCUUGUCUUUAGCCUAUUUUUAUAGCACAGUAGCAGUUGAUUGGUGUGUCAUACCUAUAUAGUCACAUAUGUACAGUUGGGAACCACUUAACUUGGACAGAUUUUGGAACAUUCAGGACAGACAAAAGGAGUCACUUCACACUGUGCAUAGUUUAUUUGUAGGAUGUAGUGUUGGCCACCAGCUUGCAUUAAAAGAAGAUUAAAUGUAUUCAUGGAGGAUAAGGCUAUCAACAGCUACUAGCCAUGGUGGCUGGGCAGUACCUUCCAUGUUGAAGGCAGCAUGCCUCCAAAUACCAGUUGCGAAGAAAGGCAAGUGGUGUGAAUGCGAUCAGAAUGCUGUUACACUCAGGUUCUGCUUUCAGGUGACCACUGUGAGGACAGGAUGCUGCACUAGAUGGGCCUUUGGUCUGAUCCAGCAGGACUGUUCUUACAGAAAGUACUCAAAGUUUAUUUGCCAGGUUCAACUGCAAGGUCUGUGGGAGUCAUAACAUCUUAUUGUGCAAAGUCACCUCUACAGCUGCUGCUACUUGUUCAGACAAGUACAGCUUGGUUAACAGUAGUUCUGGUCUGUGCCCAGCAGCAUGUGUUUGUUUUUUCUUUGUUUUUAUUUAAAACAAAGGCUGAGACUUAGCUAGAUUUAGCACCCAUUGGCCUCAUUUACAUGACAAUUCAGUCCUGGUUUUAAGGUAGACUACAUAACCUGUAGUUCAUUAUGCUGCCAAGUUAAACUCUAAUAAAUAAAUCAUUUUGGGUAAAAGUGUUGAAAGAAUUGGCUGGGUUCCAAGAGCCAUGCAACUCACUCUGUGCACCGCAAAGUACUUUGGGGUUGGAUGUCUCAAUCAGCACUUUGGUCAUGUGACAGUAGUUGUUGGUAGUUAUUGCAGCUCCAGUGUCUGUCUUUUGGGGUGGGGGCAAGGCGUCAAAAACUGUUAGAUACACCCAAAGCCUUAGGUGUACCUUCAGUAGAGUUUUUGUAUCCUGGACAUUACUUGCACUUGUGGAUUCUGGUAGUAACAAAUGGUUGGAUAUAAAGUUGUAGAAACAGAAGACUGUUCAUGCAACAUAUAUUCCCUUUCUUCCCAUACCCCCCGAGAAACCUUUUUGGAGUGCCAUACCCAACUUAGCAAUACAUGAAACUCUACCCGUAGGAUCCCACAUGGAAAUUCAUGCCUUAAGAUUGGCUGUUUGGGAAAGCUCAAAAAAUGUCACCCACCUGACACUUUCAAAUUGGGCAAAAAUAAACUUGAACACGUGUUAAUGAUGUCUUCAAGUUCUUAAGUUCACCUUUAAAAUCAAGACUACUGACAAUCAAACAGCUACACAAAAUAAAUGCAGUAUAAAAUUGCAAGAAUAAUGUUUAUAUUAAAAAAUUGCAAAUAGAAAUCCAUACUUCCACUUUGGAACUUUAAUCUUAUUGUUUUUUCUUCUGUUAAUUACAUUUUUAUUCUGCCCUUCCUUCAAAGAGCUUAGGGUAGCAUAUAUGAUGCUCUGCUAUUUAUAUUAAAUUAGGCUGGGCCACCUGAUUACUGUUUAAAAGAUGAUCUGUUUUUAAUUUUUUAAUCCUUGAAGGUGGAAUAAUUGGAACAUAAUUAAUUCUGAUUAUAUUAGCUGGAUAUAGUAGUUGAUUUCAGCAGGAUUACUAAUCUCCAGUCGGUAUUCUGAUUUGUGCAACAGACUAAUCAAGUCUGGCUGAAAAAGAUUUGUGGUAUCUGUUGCCAAACUGUAGUUCACUUUUCUCAAAUUCAGAUGGCUGAAAGCUAUGCUUAAGGAAGCUUAGCUACUAUUUGGCAUGAUACAUGAAUUAAUGUUCCGUAAUUCUAAGAACUACUGCAUCAGCUAAAAACAAAACAAAAGCAGACAAACCAUUAUUUCCUCUGUGUGUGUGUGUGUGUGUGUGUGUGUGUGAGUGAGAGAGAGAGAGAGAGAGAGAGAGAGAGUAGCAAAAACCAUGGUUUGGUACGAGAACUUCAACUAUUUGAUGUCAAAUUGAAAGUUCAUACAAGUUUCUGUAAGAUGGCUAGCCUCUACGUGUUUUUCUUCAGGAGGUAAAUGAGGCCCAGAUCUCCUUGGAUUUUUUUUAAAAGAAAAAUAAUUAAACUAUUUAUAUGAUUCUAGAGAUCUAUAAAAAUACUGACAUAGAUUACCUGGAAAAUGAUGAUCAAUUAGCCAGUACUUCUUUCUCUUCUCUUUGCAAGGUUUUUUCAAGAGAAAUAAUUCAAGGCUAAUGGAUGAAAUCCUAAAGCAGCAGCAGGAAUUGUUAAAUCUUGACUGUUCCAAAUAUACAGUGAAGUUUGCAAAUCAAGAUAAAACAGAUCAAGGUAAGAUUUCUUAUUUUGAAAAUCCUGUACUGUUAUUGAGAACUAGAAAGUUCCUGGACACCCAAAUCUGAUCCACAAACAUUGAUUAACUCCCUGCAUGGGAAUUAAUAGGUAUCUCCAUGAGUACAAUAAAUCCCAUGAACAUCUCGGCAUAUGCUGAUAGCUGGAAUUGAGUGUGAAUGCCUUAUUUUACAGAAAUGACUGGCAGUUUUAGUUAAAUGUUUAAGUUUUGAUAUUAAACUUUUACUGAACUAUUAAUAUUUUAGCAAGUGUUUCUUGUGAUUCUUUACAGAAGGUUCAUUUUGUAAAUUAAAUUUAAAAUAACCUUGCUGCUGGGAGCCUUCACUGGCUUUGGGAGUGGAGAAUGAUGUUUAUCCUGUUUGCAAGUGAGAGGUGAACUUCAAGUCAAGCUGACUUCUUCCAUUUCCAUUUAAAUGCUUUAAGUUUUUUCUUUUUUGUUGCAGUUUUAAAUUGCCAAUCUACACUGAAUGUGCUGUCUUCAGAGGAUGGGAAGACAGAUAUAGUAAAAGCAGCUCAGAAAUUUUGCCACUUAGUAGCACAAAAACAAAAAAAAUGCACAGAUCUGGAUAUGGACGUCUUGGAAAACUUAUUAACUAGUAAGUAUGAUGGCUGAAGUUGUUUACCCCUCAUAAAAAGGGGGGGGCUAAUCAGGUGACAGUAAUUUUCCCAGACCCAAACACAUUUGUAUCUAGAGCUCAUACCCAUUGUACACAGUCUUCAAACUGGCAGAUUCUGAGGGCUGCUUCACAGAAUACCUAUUUCCCACAAGUGUUUUGGUGUAUGCUAUGUAGUGUUGUGCAUUUCAAAGAAAUUUAAUUGCUUGUGGGACGUGAAUGACUCAUUAUUUGUUAUAGCACAUAAAGUAAUUUGGAGAGAAUUGCUUCAGCUAAGCCAUCUGAGGUAAAUUUUAUUCAACUGCCAAUUGAAAUUUGGCUAUAAAGGAAUUUCAGGGGGAACUUAUUUUGACAGCUGUAGUGCAACUGCUUUUUUUAUUAAGUAGUGCCAGGAGAUUGUUACAUUAAGUGCUGUUAAAAACAAACUGUAAUGCCUCACUAAAUUUACCAUUUGGCAGUGUUUCAUUUUAGCGAGCAGAAUUGUUUUAUCUGCUUUUGUCUAGCUAUAUGUUACGGCUUGACGAGGAAAUGUUCAAGUUCACUGUGGAUAUAUACACUGAUGUCACAAACGUAUGUUCCUGGCUGCCAUUAAUUACUGUGUCAGGUUAAAAGAUAAAUGUCUGUCAUAGCACAAAGUGGAACACAAGUGUGGGCCAAUACAGGCCCGUAUAGGGCCUUGGAGGCAUUUGAAAGCAGAUUUCAUACUGCUCGGAAGAGCUUCUGAAGUUCAGCAUAAUGUCAGAUAAAAGAUCCAUACUUACUUAAUCGGGAAAUGGGAACAAACUGCAUGGCAGUAGCAAAUUCUGGCUGCUUUGGACACCUCCACCUUCAAGUUAGCCUGAAGAAGGAAUAUGUCAUGCAGUAACAGCAAUUACUGCUGAUGGUACAAUCACCUUUUUUGAAAUCAAGACAAGGGUUGUGAUUCAAAGAAGGCAUGUGUGCAACGUGAAAAAGAAUUGAGUGAACAGCUAAAUAAGAUUUUUUACUUUCUUGAAACACUUGCUGGAGAUGUGACAUGUCUUCUUUAAAUUGAAACUGUACCUUGCUUUCUUUAGUCAUGGGCACUAUUACCACAACAAAAAAUAAUGACACUUCCUUUUAUGCGUUUGGCUCUCAAAGCAGCUUAGAAGGUUGCACUUUGAACUACAGCCACUGCAUGGUGGUUCUGAAAACACUGGAAGCUUAAAAUACUGAUUGAACAGUUGUAUUUGCAGUCUUUUUCUAUAAAGUAUAUGCUAGAAAUAGCAAGAAAAUAAAGCUAACAGAGAUUCAGAUUUCCUUUGCUCUAAAUGAGCAAAGUAGUAAUAAGCAUACUUGCUUUCAGUAAAUUCCAAAGUCAGUGGGCACGGCAGUGUUUCAGUUAAACUAUCAUAAAGACCAAAGAAUGAUAAUUUUUUUAGCACUGUUUAAACUAGAUAAUCAAAAUUGUAAUUGUAAUAUUUAUCUUUAUAUACCAACUAAAUUUGCACACAGUAGUUAACUGUCAAAUUGUUUGAGGUCAUUUUUAUGGGGUCUAAGUGAUGUCCUCUCUAAAAUAUUUGGUACUGUUCUAUGGAAAAUAAUUUGUAAGAACUGCACAUUGUAUGUGAAGAUGUGUUAAAGCUCUAAUGUAACAAGAUGGUCUUAAUUCUACAACCCCAAACUACUACUCUUUCUAGGUACUAAUGGCUUUCCUGACCCAGAAUUAAUAUUAAAGUUUGGUCCUGUGGACAGUGUAUUAGGAUUUCUUCCAUGGCAGAUCCGAUUGACGGAGAUUGUGUAAGUUGACUAUACAUAGUUGUGUGUAACUUGGAACAUUUACUUUGUAUUGCAAGUGGCUUUGACCCUCUGUGUUCAAACUUUCAUGUGUGAUUUUCAGUAGUUACAUUUAUCAGUGAAUAUGCUAUUCUUGUCAUCAUGCCCCAAAUAAUAAUAGUUCUCAAAAGCCCCUGUUAAAAGCAUGCUGACAGUUUCUUUUCCUUUAGUUGAUAUAUAGUUUCCCACUUUAUUUAUAAAGGUGCAAAAUGUGUGGUCAACUUGUGAAAGGAAAAAUAAUUAUUAUUUUGUUAGGAGUAUAAUAAAUUUGUAAUAAGAGAAGGAAAGCCAUUUAUUUUGUUACUCUGAGUACCAAAAGACCGUUGAAAGAUGUUGCAGGACAUUCUGAUCCCAAAUAACCAUCAUGUUGCCCAUUGAGAUCCCAUCCUACUUUUCCAUGUUAAUAGAUGUAGAAUAUCUACCCUCACAUAGAUCUGAACUUGAAAUUGGUUACAGAGAUUACUAUCCCUAACUUCACUCUUUAGCAUGAAUUAAAAUAGUUUGAAACGUCUAGAUUUUUUAAAUGGUAGGUUAGAGAAGCCUGCUACCACUACAAAGCAGAUCAGCAGCAGGUUUUGUUCUACCAAGUAUAUACCAAGAAUAUGUUCUUUAUACCAUUCCAGUGGGGGAAGAAAAUAAAUAUUGCACUUCAAGCCUGGUUUCAUGAGUGUAUGUGUGAAGGAGAAGUAGUGUGUCUCCUACCCCAGAGGUUACUUGGCUAUAGGAACCCAAUCAUAAUGAGAGGUACUUUGCUGCUAGAUACUGAUUUAACAGAGCUUCACUAUACCCAUAAGACAGAUUCCCAUUCAGCAUAGUAAUAUUCUUCAGCAGAGCAAAAAAAAACCUGCAUCAGAAGCAAAAGCCUGUCUAAUACUAUGUGACCCACUGUGUUAAAAGCUAUAGAAAGGUCAAGGGGAGGGGAGGGGAGGGGUAGUGUUUUCUUUUUCUGCCCAAGUGCUGUAUUUCCUCCUGGGCAACCUUCCAGAAGCCACAUUCCAGCAGCAGACAUGGCUAGGACAAAAGUGGGCAUAGCUACAGUUGAGGAGACCAAUUUCCCCUAAAAGAUUUUAGCUUGUUUUCCAAGACUAAUUACCAGAGGGAGUGAUUUUCCCACCCUAGAUUUGAUCUGUCCAAAAAACGUGUGCUCCUUGUGCAGCAGUUAGGCUUGAAAGAAAGGCGUUCUUCUUGAUCUAAUUGCUGGAGAGUGGCAAGGAGCAGGUGCUGCGGGCUGGUUUGCAGGCUGCUGAUUCUCCACUGGUCUAGGAUGACAUCAUCUGUGGCAAUCACCAGGUGUAGGUUGCCUUCCAGAGCAACUGAACCCAUUCAAUUAAUGGUUCCUGCAUAAGCAUGGCUUAACCCAAAGAAUUAAGAUUUAGACCUGGGAAUAAAAAGUGCUAAGUAUCUCUGGAAGUUACAGAUGGUCUUCCCAUAAACAUUAGCUACACAGCAAAUCUCCCCCUUCACUCCAGUCAUGCUUGUGCAUUAUUCAUCAGCACUUAGGUUGUAGGGCUUUCUGGCAGGCUUCCACACUGUAAUCUUGAUUCUGUAAUCUUAACAUGCAUCAGUAAUGCUUUGUAAAUUUUCUUGGAAUCUGCCCUGUUGUGUGUUUCUUAAAGGGCCAGGUCGAUCAGGCACAACACUCUAAAGUACUGUUUCAUGUAAAAGGCACACUAAAUUCAGUAUCUUCCAUACAAGUGUUCCUGUGUGAAUAGUUCUGUGGUAUCAGAAAAUUACUUAAUGUAACCAGCUCAGUACAGUCAAAUGAUGACUGGGUUCAUACAAUCCAUGAUUAACUCUCAUCUGUCACUAUGCAAAUCUUUAGAAUUAAAGGAAAUGGUUGAAACUAAAUUCUGGCUGAGGAAUGAAGAUUGGAUUUCUGAAGUUCUCUAGAAUGGGGUUUGGAUUUCUGAAUCAUUCCACAUAUGGAAUUAUAACUAUCCUUGAAAACAGAAGUUAGUUGAAGAGCUGUUAAUGUAGUAAGACAGUGCCAAAACUGAUACAAGAAAGCAUGUGUUUGGCUUGACUUCCCUUCAGUAGAAGGUUAACAAAAGCAUUACCUGGAAAGGUGUGUCAAUAUUUGAGGACUAUCAUACUUGACUGUCAUGUCAACGGAAAAGCUAUGUGAAAGUGAACCUGUGAAGUAGUAUUGAAUAGUAUUGCACCUGUAGCUGGAGCAAUAAUGUCUCCUAUCAUUUUUCUACUUUUCUCCCUUCUGUUAAUAGUCCCAAUACUGUGCAGAGCCGGUCGGUUCUAAGUAGUCAUCUAUUCUAAUGUUAAGUCAUUUAAGUUUGCAGAUCCACUUGAUCAAUAAAAUUUUAAUUGAUUUCAGUUAGAUUUCUCUGACUUCAUGGUUUGUCCAGAGUUAUGUCUGCGAUAUGCUGUGUAUCAGCUUGAGAAUAAACCAGUGAAAUUGUUCAAAGGCAAGGAUUAGUAUAAUGCUACUUGGAUUAGGAUAAUGCUAGUUGGAUAUUAACUGCCUCUUUCCAAUUGUGUUUUCCCAGUUCUUUGCCUUCACAUGUGAACGUCAGUUAUGAAGAAUUCUUCUCUGCCCUCCGUCACUAUUCAAACUGUGAACAGCGCGUGGGAAAAUAA